UCCAGUUGCUGCACCGAUGCCGGAUUCAAUGGAACCUGAAGCACUUCGGUAAGAUUACGGCAAGUGAUAUUUCAGUAAUAAUCAGUUAGGACCUUUUAAAAUUCUCAAAUUGGAGAAACUCGAAAAGAAAUCAGGUUCAUAAUUGGAAAUGUGGAUGAGGUUAGAUUUUUAGACAGCUUGUUUACUUAAUUUCUUAGAACUGUAGAUUUGAGAUUAGUCAGGUAAAUCUUGUGACACGAAGCUCUUGAUCAAUUUUAUGUAUUUGAACAAUCAAUUUUUGGAAUUUGGAGUACACAUGACCCGAAGGCAGGCUGAUGGACUAAUACUUCAAGAUGUGGUUGAUGGAAUAGGGAUUGAAGCACAGGAUGGUGAUCUAGUUGAAUUUAACUACGUUUGUCGGCGUUCCAAUGGCUAUUUCGUUCACAGUGCCGUGGAUCAGUUCAACGGAGAAAGUAAGCCUGUAAUACUCCCCCUUGACGAUAAUCAGGUUGGUUUGCUCAUAAACAAACAAAUUAUUAGAGGCUUGAAGGAGGUCCUUAUUGGUAUGAAGAUUGGAGGGAGAAGGGCAUUGAUACCUCCAUCAGCCGGAUAUGUUAAUGAAAAUCUAAAACCAAUUCCUAAGGAGUUUGGACCUCGGCGAAGCCUUCUUUCUCAUGCAAAUGAGCCAUUGGUGUUUGAGGUGCAGUUGCUGAAGGUGUUAUAAUUUAGUUCUGCUUAUUGAAAACAACCUUACAGAAAACUAAAAUGUACAACAAAUUGACAAUAAAAAAGUUACUGCGUGCUUCGUCUUACUCAAAUUUAUGGAGUCUGUUCAUGGAUCUUUGCCUUCAGUAUGACCUCGAAGACCCAACAGGUAAAACAAAAAAGUCAUAUGAGAGUACAUCACCAACAAGUUUCAGGAAAAAGCUUGCUCCUGGCCUUGGAGGAAAAAACUUCCAAGGCAUGCAGAAUAGUUCCUCAUAAACAUACUCCUGCUUAACUUCACAUUUACGACGUCUGUUUAUAACAUGCCAGUCUUGACUUUUUGUUAGAAACUACGGGUUCUGCUUCGGGUUAUUUCAGUUUUUUGUUGUAUUUAAGUAAUAAAGAACGGAUAGAUUUAAAUGAUUUGGGUU
Molecule: messenger RNA, 1115 nt
Organism: Papaver somniferum (opium poppy)
Lineage: Eukaryota; Viridiplantae; Streptophyta; Magnoliopsida; Ranunculales; Papaveraceae
Product: peptidyl-prolyl cis-trans isomerase FKBP16-1, chloroplastic-like
Exons: 6
Coding region: 257-703 (148 amino acids)
Molecular function (GO): peptidyl-prolyl cis-trans isomerase activity
Source: RefSeq, a predicted model, not a curated record